Messenger RNA from Talaromyces proteolyticus, 2866 nucleotides. RefSeq lists its product as uncharacterized. The record is from RefSeq and is a predicted model, not a curated record. Lineage: Eukaryota; Fungi; Ascomycota; Eurotiomycetes; Eurotiales; Trichocomaceae. The coding region runs from base 418 to 2643 and encodes 741 amino acids. Gene Ontology annotation, biological process: carbohydrate metabolic process. The transcript has 6 exons.
UCGAUAGACCUUCGCCGUAGUACUAGAGCCUGGCCCAAUCAUCUACUAAUUCAAUCGGAGAAUCGGCGAAACAGGGAUUUUUUCCGAGCAUAUAUGUAUUUUUGUAUCGUCUCCGGAGAAAUUGUUGCUGCCAUUGGCUUCACUUUUACCUGUAAAGGGAAAGAAAAAGAGAUAAAUCCCCGCCGUCCCCAUGAAAGUAAAUCUCACUCGAGUUUCAGCUAAUCGGAAACAGAGGGAUCGUUCAUUUCCAGCACUUAUUUUAUUCCCUUGGUCUCUGAGGAAUGUACUAAAACGGACCUCGAAAAGAAGUCGCCGAAGGUCCCCCGAACACCCAGACUAUAAACACACCUUCCCUGCUCUUUGAUCCAAUAUGAUUGUUUCGCGUCAUAUCUGCCAUACAAAAUAAUUACUUCGGCCAUGAUGCGUUGGCAAUUACUCGUCACGACCUUGAGCUCGCUCUCGGUUCUAGGAGGAGCCACCCCGUCUACAUGCUCCUCUUCUCCAGCAACGCUCCACCUUCCUGAUGCCCCUUAUGAUAACUUUUUUUACUCCGACUGCAACACUGCUGCUCAGGUCGUCAUUACGAGCCCUCAACCCGACAGCAAUCUAACCCUGAUCUCCCCUCGAUUCAUCGCCGCUUGGCCCGCAGGAAACAGCGGUGUCUGCGCGUACUUUGCGCCUGAAAACGGAGUUAACGGAAGUUUGAGUAUCGAGGUUGUCAAUUCCACUGUGGGAAAUCCAUUGGCUGCAAUUGAAAGUGGAAGCGCUUCGUCUUCAAAUAGCACUACAUCUUACUAUGGCGUCACCGGCACAAUUCGCUUCAAUACUUCUGCCUCCUUGACAGUCCCCAUCCUCGGCAGUAUCCGGACUAUUCGUGACUUUGUCGAGGGACCUAGUCUCUUGCAGCCUCAGAUCCAGGAUACGAUCAAUGUAACUAGCCUGCCAAAUGGCGGUGCUUCUCUGCAGCGAUUGUGGCUUGAUAACGUCACGACGACUCACCUCAACUUCACGCCCGCUACAAACGGAUCUGUUACUAUCAAUAACAAGACACUGAAAUUCGAGGCCGGAGACUACGUCUUCGCCGCUGAAUUCAACUACCCGCAGUUGACCCAGCUCAGCCCAGCACAGGUGCUGAGCAACAGCUCCACCGCAUUAAUUCAGCAGGAUCCCGAGAGGACGACGGCAUUGUCGUUUUUGUCGUACUCAACUAAGCUUUUGGCUGGCGCAUGGAGGUUCUUGACUUAUUUUGGUCGUGAUUCCAUGAUCUCUGCGCUUUUGUUGGAGCCUGUUUUGAGUAAAGGUGAAAAUAGUGCUAUGGAGGCGGUUAUUGCUGCGGUUUUGGAACGAUUGAACAGAACUGAUGGCAGCGUCUGCCAUGAGGAGACCAUCGGUGACUAUGCUACGUGGUUGAACCAGCAGGAUGGUAUAGUCAGCACUGAUCCGCAGUACGAUUACAAGAUGGUUGACUCGGAUUACUAUCUCCCUAUCUUGAUGAACAAAUAUUUUGUUGAAAACUCUGUUGGUAAGAGCAGGGCCAAGACAUUCGUCAGUAUCGCCGCUGGAGCUACCAACCCUAACAACAAAAACCUCACCUAUGGUCAACUAGCUGCCAUCAACGCAGAGCGCAUCCUCAGACUUGCUGCUCCUUUUGCCGGCAAAAACAACCAAACCCAAGCCAAUCUUGUCCGUUUAAAAGACAACCAGAUCGUUGGUGAAUGGCGAGACAGCACAUAUGGCAUUGGCGGUGGACGAAUCCCCUACGAUGUUAACACAGCCCUAAUGCCCGCUGCUCUCCGCGCCAUCGCAUCCCUAUCCCGCCGCAAAUUUUUCUCCACCAAGUCCUCCUCCUGGGCCAUUCUUGCCGACAAAUACGCACAAGUCUGGGAAGACGAAACCCUCCAAUUCUUCCGUGUCACCGUGCCCAAAUCCCAAGCCAAACAACUCGUCUCCUCCUACGCCCAAACCAUUGGCUUCACAGGUCCCAACCAGACCGACUCUAUCGACGACGACGUGACCUUUCAUGCCCUCUCCCUCGACGGCAACGACAACCUAAACCAAGUCGCCGUCAUGAACACCGAUGACUGCUUCCGCCAUUUCCUACUCAACACCACCGGCAGCCAGUCCCAACUCACUGCUUUCAUGAACCAAACCGCCAACAACAUCCGCCGCACAUUCCCCGCGGGCCUGCUAACCGGCGCCGGCAUGAUCGUCGCGAACCCAGCAUAUGGCGAGAACCCAGUGUAUGCGGCGAACUGGACGAGCGGUGCGUAUCACGGCACGGUGAUCUGGUCCUGGCCCCUCGCCAUGAUGGCCAAGGGGCUGGAGCAGCAGCUUGGUCGAUGCAGCAAUACUACCUCUAGCCAUGGAAAGACCACGCAGCCGGAUUUCUGUAAGGAUGAUGCUGUGUAUGGCAACGUCAAGAACGCGUAUAAUAUUCUCUGGGACUCGAUUGACGCCAACACCCCGCAGUUGUCGCAGGAGGUUUGGUCGUGGGUUUAUAAUGAUAAGAAUGAGACUUUUGUCCCUACGCCGUUAGGUGUAAUGCCCCCGCCACCGGGGUCGUCGAGUCAAACUGAAUCCGAUAUUAGACAGUUGUGGUCAUUGACUUUCCUUGCUGUGACGAGGAAUACGUCUUUCGAGUAGUGGGAGGUAUACCCCUGCUAUCAAUCCAUUCGUUUAUUCAAGAAAGAAGAAAAAAAGAACCGGUCUAUAUUCCGAAUAGUCCUAUUCGUUUAGAAUUAAUCAUCUUUGAGCGAAGCAGACCUACAGGUAUAUGGACAUACCAACGUAAUCGAUGAUUAUGAAUAGGAAAAUUGCAAAUCCUUGAAUAUACACGUAUUUGAUGUUUGAUAUCAAUUGAAAUCCU